CACAGGAGACCUAGCAGCUGUAUGCAGGACGGACAGAGCUAUAGUGACAAGGACGUAUGGAAACCAGAGCCGUGUCGUAUUUGUGUGUGCGACACGGGAACUGUCCUGUGUGAUGAAAUAAUCUGCGAGGAGAUUAAAGACUGCCCCAAACCCGAGAUCCCAUUCGGAGAGUGUUGCCCCAUCUGCGUGCGGGACGGGGAAGCUCCCCCAAGUGGGGCCCCGGGAGCUAAGGGUCAGAAGGGGGAACCAGGAGAUAUCACAGAUGUGUGA
Salvelinus sp. IW2-2015 is the source of this 270-nucleotide messenger RNA. NCBI's taxonomy places the organism in Eukaryota, Metazoa, Chordata, Actinopteri, Salmoniformes, Salmonidae. The record is from RefSeq and is a predicted model, not a curated record.